GAAGUUUUAUAGAAUAAAAUAAUAGUAUUUUAAAUUCUAACAAAAUCGAUAUAAUAUGAAAUAUGUAUUCUUCCACUUCUAUAUGGAAUUCUAAAGGUCUUAUGUUUUGUCAUUUGUCCUUGUAAUACACACAUACUUACAUAUACAUAUACAUAUACAUAUACAUAUAUAUUUAGACAGACACCCAUGGAAAUAGGUAAACUUGAUGCUGUUGAGUUGUUCAAUAUCUAAAAACUCUUGGCUAAAACAAUCAUGGGUAACCAAAAUUCCGGGGUAUAACCCCAAAAAACCAGUUUGACUUGUGGGGAAGGUCAACCUUACCACACCAUCUUCUUCUCCAUGCAAACCCUAGAAACUGCCUAUAAAAAUACCCAUCAACUAAUUGUAUAAUCGGUGGGAGAAGCUAGAUUCAAAUAAAUAAAUAAAUAAAAGUAAAAAUAAAUUGUUGCAGAAGCUAGUAUCAAUGGCAUCUUCCGCCCCACAUCGAGCUCUUGCUUUCACCUUCUUUCUCCUCCUCAUCCUCUCCCCUCUAUCUCUCGCCAAGAGACCACGCCCUCCCAGUAACAAAAAGCUCACCCACCAUGGCGGUCCUGUCGUCAGGGGCCACCUCAAGCUAGCUCUUCUCUGGUACGGCCAGUUCGGUCGCCGACAAAAGAAUGUCGUCAGACAGUUCAUUAAGUCGCUUAACAGCGAUGGGAGGGAAGGUUUGGAGCCCAAGGUCAGCUCAUGGUGGCGAAUUCUGGAGAGCUACCAGACCACCGGAGCCGCCACUAGUGUCGGUCCGGUUCCUGUAACUGGGUUCAAACCCAGGAUCCGAGUCAGUGUUGUGAAGAGCACCACAGAUGUUUCAUGGGAAUUUGGAAAGGUUAUUACUAAUGAUUAUGUUCCUCGUCUGGUUCAAAAAGCCACCGGCGGAAAACCUGAUAUUGUCGCUGUUAUAUUCACCGCCAGAGAUGUUACCGUUCAAGGAUUCUGCCGAGCCACUUGCCAGCAACAUGGCCUCUCCGGUGGGAACCAGUAUGUAAUGGUGGGGAACCCAGAAACAGAGUGUCCUGGAUUAUGUGCGUGGCCAUUUCACAGACAAGAAUGGGGACCUCAAGGUGUAACAUACCAGCCACCCAAUGGAGAUGUUGGAGCAGACGCCAUGGUUAUACAGCUCGCAACAGGGUUGGCGAAUUUGGUUACCAACCCGAAUCUUAAUGGGUUUUACGUUGACGUGCCGUUCUCGACUGAGUUGGUGGAGGCUGGAACCGCUUGUCUUGGUACUUUUGGGAGUGGUGCGUUUCCUGGGUUUACGGGUACUGUUAGGGUCGACCCGAGAACUGGUGGAGCAUUUAAUGCUCAUGGAAAUAGGAAUAAGAAGUUCUUGCUUCCUGCUAUUUGGAACCCUAGAACUUCUUCUUGUUGGACUUUGCUGUAAGGUGAAUGAAAACCAUGUAGAGAUUUUUUUAUGGGCAGUGUGAAACUGGAAGGUUGGGCAAUGUUUACGUUUCUAGAUUUUUGUAGUUAUAUAUAUAUAAUACAUACACACAUACACACACACACACACAUCUUUUUUCUCUUUUCAAUAAUAAUCUUUAAAUAAAAAAAUUGAAAUGUUUUUAAAAUAAUCUUUUAAUUCCAUUGUCGUAA
Messenger RNA from Carica papaya (papaya), 1632 nucleotides. RefSeq names its product EXORDIUM like 6 (gene EXL6). Lineage: Eukaryota; Viridiplantae; Streptophyta; Magnoliopsida; Brassicales; Caricaceae. The record is from RefSeq and is a predicted model, not a curated record.